Molecule: messenger RNA, 1962 nt
Organism: Sciurus carolinensis (gray squirrel)
Lineage: Eukaryota; Metazoa; Chordata; Mammalia; Rodentia; Sciuridae
Product: serpin A11-like
Exons: 6
Coding region: 356-1624 (422 amino acids)
Biological process (GO): negative regulation of endopeptidase activity
Molecular function (GO): serine-type endopeptidase inhibitor activity
Source: RefSeq, a predicted model, not a curated record
CUGUGGUCUCCAAACACCAUUUUCCCGUGGCAGGAGGACGUGCGGGCUGAGGACCGGGCCUGGCUCAGUGAUUAGGCUCUAAAAGGAGUUAUGAAAUGAAUGGGAGAUCAUUGCGCUGAGCCUCGGUGGACAGGAAGAAGACCCCUACCUUGUUCUUUCUGUGGUCGGUGCGCUCUAUGUUGUAAGUCACGUGAGCCUUAAACGGCCCUGCCCAGGAGGUGGACCUCGUCACCUGCAUUUUGCAAAAGGCGGCAGAGUGUGAAGGUGGUUCCUCGGCACUGCUUCCCAGUGAGUUCCUGCAGAGCCUCGGGUCCCACCCAGGCCCCAGCUACAGUUCAGUCCUCGCUGGGAGAGGAUGGGGCCGGCUAGGCUGUGGCUGCUGGGAGCUGGGAUCCUGGUCUCUGUCCACUGUCAGCCCUUCCCUGCCCGUGGAGAUAAGAGCCUGGGGGCACGUCAGCCCCCCAGCCAUCAGCUCUCAGAGCCAGCCCCCGCCUACCACAAAGUCGCGCCCACCAUUACCAGCUUUGCUUUGCGCCUAUACAAGCAGCUGGCGGCAGGCCCCCCAGGAAACAUCCUCUUCUCCCCGGUGAGCCUCGCCAGCACCCUGGCCCUGCUCUCUCUUGGGGCCCAAGCUGACACUGCAACUCAGAUCCUGGAGGGCCUGGGCUUCAACCUCACAGAGAUCCCAAGAGCCGAUGUCCACCAGGGCUUCCGGAGCCUCCUCCGCACCCUUGACCUGCCCAGCCCCAAACUUGAACUAAGAGUAGGAAGCUCCUUGUUCCUAGACAAGCAGCUCAAGCCUCAGCAGCGCUUCUUGGACAGCAUCAAGGAGCUGUACGGCGCGCUUGCUCUUUCCGCCAACUUCUCAGAUCCUGCUACCACCGGGCGGCAGAUCAAUGACUACGUGAGGAAGCAGACGUACGGGCACAUCACGGACUGCCUGCAGCAGUUCAGCCGCGACACGCUGGUGGUUCUCCUGAACCACAUCUUCUUCAAAGCCAAGUGGAAGCACCCUUUUGACCGCUACCAGACCCGGAGGCAGGAAAGCUUCUUCGUGGAUGACAGGACCUCCCUCCGCGUCCCCAUGAUGCAACAGAGGGAGAUGCACAGGUUCCUCUAUGACCAGGAGGUGGCGUGCACCGUGCUGCAGAUAGAGUACAGUGGCAACGCCCUGCUGCUGCUGGUGCUGCCCGACCCCGGGAAGAUGAGGCAGGUGGAGGCCACUCUGCAGCCAGAGACCCUAAGGAAGUGGGCACAGCUCUUCCUGCCCAGUCUGUUGGAUUUGCACUUGCCCAGGUUUUCGAUUUCUGCAGUGUAUAACCUGGAAGAGAUUCUUCCCCACAUCGGGCUCACCAGCAUAUUCAGCUUGGAGGCAGACUUCUCAGGGAUCACUGGGCAGCUCAACAAGACCAUAUCCAGGGUGUCACACAAGGCAGUGGUGGACAUGAAUGAGAAGGGAACCGAGGCAGGGGCCGCCUCUGGCCUCCUCUCCCAGCCCCCGCCCCUGAACACGACCUGGGCCCCUCGCGCCCAUUUCAACAGGCCCUUCCUGCUGCUGCUGUGGGAGGUGACCACCCAGAGUUUGCUCUUCCUGGGAAAAGUCGUGAACCCAGCUGCUGGGUGACUGGGUCAGGAGGGUUCUGUCUCCUGCCCAACAGGAAGGCAGCAACAGCCUGUCCUGCGGGGUGUGGUGCGAGCAGACCAGCUCCUGGUGUGAAAGAUGCUAGUAAAGUCGGCCCUGGGCACUGCAGCACUGAGGGCCGCUUAGGAGGGUGCCCAGCCCGCCCGCCACUCUCGCUGUGCGCUCUACCACCAGCUCAGACCUGGAGUCAACUGUGGUUAGAAAGCUGAAACUGACGGCAGCGUUGACGUUCUGGCCUCCUAGGAGAAGCCCACCGUUGCCGCCACCAUGCCGGGUACUUUCCAAGUGACCUUUGGGUAAGGGUCACAAUAAAAGGCACA